This is a messenger RNA of Hevea brasiliensis (rubber tree), 821 nucleotides long. RefSeq names its product general transcription and DNA repair factor IIH subunit TFB5. The record is from RefSeq and is a predicted model, not a curated record. Gene Ontology annotation, cellular component: transcription factor TFIIH core complex; transcription factor TFIIH holo complex. NCBI's taxonomy places the organism in Eukaryota, Viridiplantae, Streptophyta, Magnoliopsida, Malpighiales, Euphorbiaceae. Bases 432 to 644 code for a protein of 70 amino acids. Gene Ontology annotation, biological process: nucleotide-excision repair; transcription initiation at RNA polymerase II promoter; nucleotide-excision repair, preincision complex assembly. The transcript has 3 exons.
GGUUCGGGCGGGUCGGAUGGACUCGGAACUUUUGACAUUGAUAAUCAUUUUCCUGCACGAUCGAGGCGGCUCUGUUGCUCAAAGUCUCUCUCUGUCUCUUAUCUUCAUACUCUCUCUCUCUCUCUCUCUCUCUCUCUCCCUCUCUCUCCCUCGGCCUUGUGCCCUUGACGGCAUCGUAACCUCCUUCAAGCCACUAACUCCAUUCUUCUCGCCUCCGCCCCUCAUUCUUGCCGCAUGCCCAGCUGCUGCUUCGUCCGGAAUAGCAGAAUCGAUUCUUGGUUGCUCCGUCCUGCUCCAUCCUUUCUAGCUACUGCUGCUCCUCUCUACCAUUCCCUUCAACGAAAAUCCAACAUUGCGGACUGAAACUGUGUACCAGGUUUGACCUGUGAGGUUUUUGCAGUGCUUCAAACUCUUAAGAUUGCUGAUACAAGAUGGUCAAUGCUACUAAAGGAUUGUUCAUAUCCUGUGACAUACCCAUGGCGCAAUUCAUUAUCAAUUUGAAUGCUUCUUUACCUGCAUUGCAGAAGUUCAUUAUUCAUGUUAUUGAUAGCACUCAUCUCUUUGUACAACCCCAUGUUUCUGAAAUGAUACGAAGUGCUAUUUCCGACUUCAGAGAUCAGAAUUCCUAUGAGAAGCCGAAUUGAUUUAAUUUUCUUUCCUUUGCUUUGUAUCAUGGAGGAUUUAUGUAUAUUUUUCAUAAGCUCCUGUUUUAACUUGUAUAUUUAACAAUUUCUUUGUUUUCAUAUGUCAGAGUACUUUUGCUGCUGUUCUCAAUGCUUUUUUAAAGUAGAGCUCUUGAAAUGGCCAGUUGAACUUCCGCA